Haliotis rubra (blacklip abalone) is the source of this 765-nucleotide messenger RNA. RefSeq lists its product as uncharacterized. Gene Ontology annotation, molecular function: nucleic acid binding. Gene Ontology annotation, biological process: DNA integration. Bases 1 to 765 code for a protein of 254 amino acids. The record is from RefSeq and is a predicted model, not a curated record. Lineage: Eukaryota; Metazoa; Mollusca; Gastropoda; Lepetellida; Haliotidae. The transcript has a single exon.
AUGCGUGUUGUCUCUGAUAAUGGGCCACAGUAUGCCUGCGCUGAGUUUAAGACCUUUAGUGACAAGUGGAAGUUUGAACACAUAACGUCGUCACCACUGUAUCCCCAGGCCAAUGGUCUUGCCGAAAAGACAGUCCAAACUCUCAAGCAGCUGUUACGAAAGUCUAGGCAGAGUCAUGCAGAUCCAUAUCUGGCAAUGUUAGCUUAUAGGAAUACGCCUAUAAAUGGACUCGCCUCACCAGCACAACUGCUGAUGGGACGCAGAAUGAGAAGUGACUUACCGGUGCAAUAUGAAAUGCUCAGACCUGAAGUUGUUGACUGCGAUGUAGUAAAACAAACAAUCUCACAGUCACGAGAGACCCAGAAAGUCUACUAUGAUCAGAGAGCUCAUCCAAGACCACCAAUACAGGUGAAUGACAGUGUGAGAUUGAGGCAAGGGAAGGACUGGAUCCCAGCUAAAGUUGUGAAAUCUGCAAGCACUCCACGGUCUUUGGUAGUAAGAACUCAAGGUGGCACAGAGUACCGAAGGAAUAAGUAUGACCUGAUUCCAACAAAGGAAAAUCUUCCUGACGACUGCAGUACCAUCCAAAGUCCUGAUGGAACCACUCAAGGAGCGGCUAAUGCUAUUCCAGAGAAUGUUCCUGUACAGUCUGCAGACACUCCGCCAGACAUGAAUGUGUCGCAAAGCCUUGCUCCAUCGAGGAACCCCAUUUCAUUCUCGUCAAGUGGUCGACCAAUCUUCAGACCACAGCGAUUCUCUGAGUGA